Tinamus guttatus (white-throated tinamou) is the source of this 462-nucleotide messenger RNA. NCBI's taxonomy places the organism in Eukaryota, Metazoa, Chordata, Aves, Tinamiformes, Tinamidae. The record is from RefSeq and is a predicted model, not a curated record.
AUGACCAAGAGCUCGUCCUCUCUGCAGGACUUGUAUCACAGCAGCACUGUGACAGCCCGGCCAGGCCCAGGGACAGCGCCGCCUGUGACUGUGCCAGAAACGGCUCCUCUAAGCCCCGAAACUACCAGUUUCAACAGCACCGAAAUGCCCGAUGUGGCCAGCAGCGGAGCCGGCGUGAGCACAGUGCUGCUCUCCUUCGGGAUCAUUACUGUGAUUGGGCUGGCUGUAGCCGUGGUUCUGUAUAUCAGGAAGAGGAAGCAGUUGGAGAAGCUGCGCCACCAGCUCAUGCCCAUGUACAACUUCGAUCCCACCGAGGAGCAGGACGAGCUGGAGCAGGAGCUGCUGGAACAUGGCCGAGAUGCAGCAUCUUCCCAGGCAUCCCAGAACAAGGUGAGCAGCAGGAACCAGCCAGGCUUGAGCCGCCUCGUGUUUGCAGACGUGGCCGAUGCCAUCAGCGCGUGA